Messenger RNA from Notodromas monacha, 1351 nucleotides. Lineage: Eukaryota; Metazoa; Arthropoda; Ostracoda; Podocopida; Cyprididae. The record is from the annotation of a GenBank genome assembly.
GAUGUGAAGACUUCCAGAAAUGAAAAAACGCAUUUCCAUGGCGUUGACAAAAAUGACACGCACUUCAAUUAAGGAAAUCCUACAAGUGUUCCUGCUUUUCACCGCAUUUUGUGCGCCGUUAACAAAUGCGAUUCAGCAAGAUUAUGGGAUUGUGUAUGAAUGGAAAACAGUGAACUUUGAUUUCCCUGAUGGUCAAAUAUUAGAGGACGGAUAUUUUGUGCCAGAAAACUGCACUCUGACUGGCCUGAAGAUUUACCAAGAUCGAGUAUUCGUGACUGUGCCGAGAUGGGCCUCGGGUGUGCCAUCAACCCUAAACGUCGUCGAUCCAGACACCAACCUUCUUCAGGCUUGGCCCUCCUGGAACAUGCAAGAACUCGGCAAUUGUUCAGCUUUCCAAUUCGUGCAAAGCAUGGAAAUCGACAAGCAGGGUAGAAUGUGGACGCUGGACACCGGAACCGCCGCUGACUUCCCUUAUGCGUCUCUUUGUCCGGCGAAGCUCAUCGUCCUCGACCUUACAACCGGAAACGUUGUAUUGACGCACGAGUUCCCGGAGGAAGUCGCUCCGUUUGGAAUGAACUUCCUCAACGACGUCGUGCUCGAUACAGAUGAGCAAGGAAUCGUGACUUUCGCGUACAUCACGGAUGUCCGGGUGCCUGGAAUCGUAGUGUAUGACGUCUUCGCAGAUCGCUCUUGGAGAGCGUUUCAUUCCUCCAUGCUCAGUGAGGAGUUCGGAGAUGAGUUUGUGAUUCAAGGAGACACUUACUUCGUCGUUGAUGCUCAUGUCGAUGGGAUUGCGAUGUCCGAACGGGGUCGCACCACGGAGAGGAAGCUCUUCUACUGUCCACUUUCCGGCUUCAACCUGUACUCCAUGGACUUAAAGGCACUUCAAGACGAAGCAGUGGCAACGGACGAACUUCUCCUUGAUACAGUGGUGAGCUUAGUUGGUACAAAAGCAUCUCAAACAGACGGGAUGGUGCUUGACAGCAACGGACGGCUCUACUUCGGGCUAAUGUCACAAAUGGGAAUCGCAGUUUGGAAUAGCACCGAUGCUGAUUUUGAGCCGGAGUUGAUCGUCACAGGAGAAGUUUUCGAAUGGAUCGACACGUUCGCUAUAGACAGCGAAGGUUUUUUGUGGGUCACAACAAACAAACUGAAUCGCUUUUUCAAUGGUACGCUGGAUGUUAAUGAUACGAACUUCCGAAUCAUUAAAACAUUCAUCGGGGCUGGAUCGUAUCUCGAUUAAAAUCGAGUCGAUUCAUGAAAUGAACGAGGUUUACCCAAGCACGUGAUUUUCUUGUUUCCGCGAAAUCGCAAUAGGCCAACUUUGACGUCGAAAACAAUAAUAACCAGA